Molecule: messenger RNA, 1462 nt
Organism: Vigna unguiculata (cowpea)
Lineage: Eukaryota; Viridiplantae; Streptophyta; Magnoliopsida; Fabales; Fabaceae
Molecular function (GO): GTPase activity
Source: RefSeq, a predicted model, not a curated record
UACUUACGCGGGAGACACUUCGAGACCUAAACCUCCUCACUGACCACUGAUCACUUUCUUUUUUUUCUUUUGAAAGCUGCUUCCAGCAACAGCGUCAACGGAGACCCAAUCACCAUCAUCUAGGAAUCACUACGCCAACGUUUUCCAAAGCUCAUUUCUGUGUCGCUACAAGGUUGUCUCCUUGCAGUCUCGGCUCACCAGUGAUUGGAGUUUGCAACCUUCUCUGUGUCAUCCAUUUCUAGAGUUAGAAAGUAGUGUGUGGUGUAUGGCCUACAGUGAUGUGGUGAAUUUGUUUUUGGCCAUUGCGGUUUGGUGUACUGCUUACAUUGCUGUUGCAGUUCUCGCUUCCUUUCAAGCAGUCAAUUACCUCUGUACUUUCUGAAACCUCCUUGCAGUUUCAUAAGGUUACCAUGGGUUAUGCACAACUUGUGAUAGGUCCUGCUGGUAGUGGCAAGUCUACCUAUUGCUCGAGUUUGUAUGAACACUGUGUGGCUUCGCGGAGAACGAUUCAUGUUGUGAACCUUGAUCCUGCUGCUGAAAAUUUUGACUAUCCUGUUGCAAUGGAUAUUAGGGAACUCAUUUCUCUGGAUGAUGUUAUGGAGGAACUUGGAUUGGGUCCUAAUGGUGGCCUUGUUUACUGCAUGGAGCACCUUGAGGAUAACCUGGAUGAUUGGCUCACGGAGGAAUUGGACAAUUAUUUAGAUGAUGAUUACUUGGUUUUUGAUUGCCCUGGUCAGAUAGAACUUUAUUCACAUGUUCCAGUGCUUAAGAAUUUUGUGGAACAUCUGAAACGGAAAAAUUUUACUGUUUGUGCUGUUUACUUACUUGAUUCCCAGUUCAUGACAGAUGUGACCAAAUUUAUAAGUGGAUGCAUGGCAUGCCUUUCUGCAAUGGUUCAACUUGAACUACCUCAUGUUAAUAUCCUCUCAAAGAUGGACCUUGUGACUAACAAGAAAGAUCUUGAUGAUUUUUUGGAUCCAGAGCCCACCUUUUUACUGUCUGAAUUGAAUCAACGGAUGGGUCCUCGGUAUGCAAAGUUGAAUAAAGCUUUGAUUGAAUUGGUUAAUAACUAUAGCAUGGUGAGUUUUAUACCACUAGACUUGAGGAAGGAAAAAAGUAUACAAUAUGUACUGGGCCAAAUUGACAACUGCAUCCAGUAUGGAGAAGAUGCAGAUGUGAAGGUUAAGGAUUUUGAUCCUGAGGAAGAUGAGUAGCAAAUGCAUGUUUUUUUGUAUUUUGUUUUACAUGAACAUGAUGGUGAAUGAAGCUCACUUACAUUGUUAAUACACUGCCUCAUUGGAAAGUUUGAGGUUGUUGUUUGGUUGUAACAUGAAAAGUAUUUGGUUACCACUACUUCAGAUAUAGCUUUCUAUAAAAAAAAGGUGUGUCAAAGUAGACAAUUAGGGAUGACAAUGGUUAUAAUUUGGAUAAGGUAUAUAUGAAAAUAACAAUUUUAAUCUCA